Pseudogymnoascus destructans is the source of this 2395-nucleotide messenger RNA. RefSeq lists its product as uncharacterized. Bases 321 to 2258 code for a protein of 645 amino acids. The record is from RefSeq and is a predicted model, not a curated record. Lineage: Eukaryota; Fungi; Ascomycota; Leotiomycetes; Thelebolales; Thelebolaceae. The transcript is spliced from 5 exons.
GUUUGUUCUGGAACAAGACCAAAUAAAACAAGACCAAAAACAAAACGCCAUCGCGCGAUACCGCGGCUAACCUCCUCCAGAUAAACGUCCCCACCAGAUCGACACAACAGGAAUUAUUAUAAUACCUCACAUUCGUUAUUUUAUUGCACAAGUCAUGCCCUCGUGCGGCCAUACUGCCUACGUCGGACAUUAUUGGCAUUGGGCAAUUUGGCCCGCAUUUGGGGCAGUUACAACGUCCCUCCAAGUUCCCCACGCAGUUUCCAGACCUGUGCAACAGAACUUCUGACGGGAGGCCCUGAACAAAGUUCGCACCGUCCCCUAUGCCAGCUAUAUCGGACAUUCUUGUACACGCAAGGGUACUCGAUUGGAAAUCAUCUCGUGAUUCUGUUCGAAAACUGCGCCACCAUCGCCAAGUCGUUCCUUGCGAUUACACGCCCACAAUCCCAACAUUCCGGGGUGUCGCAACUCUCUCAUCCAAGAGACAAUUGAGCUCCUGGCGGACACGUGAAAACGAAUUACCCCUCAUACCGAUCUUCUCACAGUUGAAACAGCAGAAGCUGCCCUUGACCCUUACAAGAGCCUUUUCUCAUUCUCCUCGAAACGAUAAACCGAAGUACUUCAGCCAUUAUCCACCUACUGGUAUAUACGCACGCAGACCAAUUCAAAGCGCGGUCGGGACUUGGACAGCUGCUAUAUUGUUAGCUGCUAUCAGUGGUUCAGUGUACUUCUUUACUGCCCGUCCGAAACACAGCGGUAAACUCGACAUCGAAUCGGGCGACCAGUUCCAGCAGUCUGAAGCACGCGACAACUCAGGUUCCACAAACUCCGCCGAUAUGGGAGAAACUAGCCAACCCGGGCAUAUAGGCAACUUGUCAGCGGAACAGGAGGAAAAGCUACAGCAAUUAUGGAUUGCAACGCUGCAGGUAUUCGGGGUUUUGGACAAGGAGCAGGCGAGGGCCCUGAGCACUGGUGUCAAUGGUACUAUUGUACCGGUGUUAUCAAGGCAGUCGGCGCCAGCAUCUGAACAGGGGAAGAAGAAGAAGCGUGGCUGGUUUGGAAAGAAGACCGAGUCGGAGGAUACACCGGCUGUCAGUGGCGACGACAAGUAUGGUCUGGCAUUAAAGUUCCAGCAUGCUCUAGAGAACGCACCACCAGAAGUUAUUAAGCGUUCUUUCUGGAGCAUGUUGAAACACGACCAUCCGGAUAUGCUUCUACUCAGGUUUCUACGUGCAAGGAAAUGGGAUGUAGAAAAGGCCCUGGUUAUGAUGAUCUCAACCUUCCACUGGCGAUCCGUGGAGAUGCAGGUUGACGAAGAUAUUCUGGUUAACGGAGAAGAGGCAAUGCUGAUAGAUUCAACGAGUGAUGACCCAGUCAAGAAGAGGCGAGCUACAGAUUUCCUGACGCAAAUUAGAGCGGGUAAAAGCUUUUUGCAUGGAGUGGACAAUUUGGACAGGCCUAUGUGCUUUAUUAGAGCACGUCUGCACCACGCAGGCGAUCAGCUGGAAGAGGGUCUGGAGAGAUAUACCAUCUAUGUGAUUGAAAUUGCCCGAUUCGUGGUUCAACCGCCUGCUGAAACUGCUUGUCUCGUUUUCGACAUGAGUGGUUUCUCAUUGGCGAAUAUGGAUUAUGCUCCAGUCAAGUUUAUGAUCAACUGUUUCGAAGCCAAUUACCCAGAAAGCUUAGGAGUUAUAUUAAUUCACAAGGCUCCAUGGGUAUUCCAAGGAAUCUGGAAGAUUAUUAAGGGCCUCCUGGACCCCGUUGUGGCCAGUAAGGUAAACUUUACGAAUAGCACUGCCGAUAUGGAAGCUUUCAUUCCGAAAUCACGAAUCCUCAAGGAGAUUGGAGGCGACGAAGACUGGGAAAUGAAAUACAUUGAACCCGUCAUUGGAGAGAACGACUUGAUGAAGGACCUGGAAACGAAGAAUAAGAUCCAGUUCGAGAGGGACGCCAUCGUUGUGGAAUUCGAGAAAGCAACAAUCGCAUGGAUCGAGAACAAAGCUAGCGAGGAAGCAAGGAAAAAGCGCGAGGACUUGAGAAUUUCCCUGGAGAACAACUACUGGAAGCUCGACCCGUAUAUCCGUGCUCGGUCAUUUUACGAUCGUGCUGGAUUGAUUCAGCCGGAGGGCAAAAUCGAAUUCUACCCAACUGCCGCGAAGGAGACCGCGGUUCCGGGGACCGCUGUUGCUGAGACCAAGGAGGUGGCAGCUGCCCCUCCAGCUGCGGCGCCCAAGGAAACAUCAUCCGACGAUAUUGAUUGAACAUAUUGCCGGAUAUAUUAGAACCAUAUUCAAGGGCACCCAUACGGGCCCUAGCGCCGAUUCAUGAAGCCGAGAUUAGUAGCAUACAAGGAAGCGCACAUAAACUAUAGCAAUACAUAGUCUGGGAUUUACUUGAG